CUAGUUGCUCCAAAAGAGGGCCAAUGCUCGCCAAUGCUUUAAUACUUUUAUUACUUAAUAAGCACUGAAAAGUUCUUGCCCUAACUUAUUUGCCGUUUAUUUAAGUUUUUAAAAUUUUUAUGCAAAGAUAGCAUGGCGGAUGCAAAUACCGAAAGCACUAAAUCGUAUGUAGGCACUUUAGACGUUGUCUUGUUAGCAUCGUUCGUUGGGGCCUUGGUUUACUGGUUUUGUAGAAAGAAAAAAAGUGAUGUAGCGUUUCCUUCUAAUCGAUUGACUACUGUCCAACCAACUGCCAGAGUUGUACAAGAUGACACCAGUUUUAUUGGGAAAAUGAACAAGUCUGGUAAGACCAUUGCUAUAUUCUAUGGAUCACAAACAGGAACUGCUGAAGAAUUUGCUGGAAGAUUAGCUAAAGAUGCACAGCGCUAUGGACUGAAGGCAGCUGUAUUUGACCCUGAGGAGGUUGAUAUUGAAGAACUGACAAGGUUUGGUGAGAUCACUGAUGGACUUGCAAUAUUUGUAAUGGCAACAUAUGGUGAGGGUGACCCAACAGACAAUGCACAAGAACUCUAUGAAUGGCUGCAAAAUGACCGUGAUGAUCUUGAUUGCCUGAAUUUUGCAGUAUUUGGACUUGGCAACAAGACAUAUGAACACUACAAUUCCAUGGGAAGAUUUGUGGACAAAAAAUUAGAAGAGAUGGGGGCAAAAAGGGUAUUUGAAAGAGGCGAAGGGGAUGAUGAUGGGAACAUUGAAGAAGAUUUUGUCAGGUGGAGAGAAGACUUCUGGCCUGAAGUAUUAAAAUUUUAUAAUAUCAAUGUUCGUGAUAUCAAAAGGAGAUUAUCAUCUUGCAUUGAUCGUCAAUUCAAAGUUGUUUUACAACCAGACAUUUCAGUGGACAAAGUAUUCACUGGUGAAGUUUCACGUCUCAAAUCUUAUCAGAGACAAAGGCCUCCAUUUGAUGCUAAGAAUCCAUACCUUGCACCAAUUCGCAUCAACCGUGAACUCCACAAAGGUGGCGACAGGUCCUGUAUGCAUAUUGAAUUGGAUAUUUCUGGAUCAUCUAUCAAAUAUGACGCUGGUGAUCAUGUUGGUAUUUAUCCCACAAAUGAUCAUGAAUUGGUUGACAAGAUUGGUCAACUACUUGAUACUGACCUUGACACAGUAGUGUCACUGGACAAUGUUGAUGAGGAUGCUAGUAAAAAGCACCCAUUCCCAUGUCCAACAUCUUACCGUACAGCACUACUUCACUAUGUAGACAUCACAAGCACAGUCAAAACUCAUGUGUUGAGAGAACUAGCAGAGUAUGCUAAGGACGAAAAGGAAAAAUCAUUCUUGAUGAACAUCAGUGAUUCCACUGAAGAAGCCAAGCAUCAAUAUAACGAUUGGAUUGUGAAAAGUCAUCGACAUAUCGUUGCUGUAUUAGAAGAUCUUCCUUCUUUACGACCUCCAUUAGGCCAUAUCCUUGAACUUCUCCCACGGUUACACUGUAGAUAUUACUCUAUAUCUUCUUCUUCCAAGCUUCACGCUCAAUCCAUUCAUGUGACUGCAGUGGUUGUUCAUUGGAAAACUAAUACAGGUCGUGAACAAAAGGGCGUGGCAACCACGUGGCUGAAGACCAAGAUACCUCAAGGGGACGACUGUCCACGUGUUCCCAUAUUUGUUCGUAAGACAACCUUCCGUCUACCAUUCAAACCAGUCACUCCUGUUAUCAUGGUGGGGCCUGGUACGGGUCUAGCACCUUUCCGAGGCUUUAUUCAAGAGCGAAGUUAUCAAGUUCAACAAGGCAAGCGUGUUGGUGAAACUGUGCUGUAUUUCGGAUGUCGGAAGAAGGGCGAGGACUACAUUUAUGAAGACGAAUUAGGAGACUUUGUAAAAGAAGGCGCAUUGACUCAACUACACGUUGCGUUCUCUAGAGAUCAAGCUCAGAAAGUGUACGUACAAAACAAGAUGGAGGAAAGUAAGGACGACAUCUGGAAGAUUCUCGAUCAGGGGGGCCACAUAUACGUGUGUGGUGAUGCCCGCAAUAUGGCACGAGAUGUUCAUAAAAUGAUUGAAAGCAUUGCUCAAGAGAUCGGUGGUAUGACGGAGAGUCAAGCUGUUGACUUUGUCAAGAAACUCAGCGCCAAAGGACGGUAUUCUACAGAUGUGUGGAGUUGAAUAAGACUGUUUGAACGGUCGCUGCUGAAUUUUACAAUUAUAUGCAUUUAUAAAUUAGGAUGUAGGAAACUUUUUAAACUUCAAGAUCUGUCAGACCUGGCAGAGGAGUGUAUCAAUUCUCUGCUAGGGUCUGGCAGAUUUGCCAAGGAACUUAUUUUUCGGAUGUAUUUAUACCCUCAGUUUUUCUGCUCUAAGGAAGUUAUGAUGGAGAAAGGUGCCAUUGGAAGUAGAUUUUCGCCCUUGAAUAUAGAAUCGAUUUAACCAAUGCUCCGUAAUAUUUUUUUAAUACAAAUUUAACUGACUUUAUGUGAACAAUCCGCAAACAACCACCUACAGGAACAUCUAUCACAGUUCAUCUUGGCUAUGGUUUUUCAUGAACCAUAUUUUGUUUUAUAUCAUUUGUAUAAAUUACUUCAAAUCGUUCUUUUAAAAUUGCUGUCGGUUGACCCAGCAGCCUACAAAUAAACUGGUGGUAUUUUUUUAAGAAUGCUAUCGUUUGCAAAGCAUUGACCCAAAUCAAAGAUUAAAUAUGAUUUUCAGAUUUUUUUAUUUAUUUAAAUUAUAUCAGUUCUGGAAACCACCAUUGUGGAUGAAAGGAAUAAAUGUAAAAGAUUUUGAUUCUUUUGAGAUUUUGGGAUUGCUUACCGAACACGGAACACCUCUGGCAUUACUAAGUUUCAAAUUAAUUAAUAAAGGUUUAUUGCAAUAUUUUUGCUUUUGGUUUUUAUCUUUUCUUUGGGUCAACGUUUUUAAUUGCACAACAAUUGAUUUUUACUAGUGAAUGACUGGUUCGUACUAGAAAAUUAAUAAAAUUCUAGGAUUUGUCCUUUAAUCAUAAGUAUGCCAUAAGUAUACAAAUUUUAUGUAUGUAAUUAGAUUUAGUAAAAUUGUACAUUAAAUACAUUAUUAUAAUAAAAGAACAACAUCGGUGAU
Messenger RNA from Exaiptasia diaphana, 3090 nucleotides. RefSeq names its product NADPH--cytochrome P450 reductase. The transcript has 16 exons. The record is from RefSeq and is a predicted model, not a curated record. Gene Ontology annotation, cellular component: cytosol. Bases 133 to 2157 code for a protein of 674 amino acids. Gene Ontology annotation, biological process: response to hormone. Lineage: Eukaryota; Metazoa; Cnidaria; Anthozoa; Actiniaria; Aiptasiidae. Gene Ontology annotation, molecular function: NADPH-hemoprotein reductase activity; FMN binding; flavin adenine dinucleotide binding.